Molecule: messenger RNA, 1177 nt
Organism: Sus scrofa (pig)
Lineage: Eukaryota; Metazoa; Chordata; Mammalia; Artiodactyla; Suidae
Product: developmental pluripotency-associated protein 3
Biological process (GO): epigenetic programing of female pronucleus
Cellular component (GO): nucleus
Source: RefSeq, a predicted model, not a curated record
UUUGUUUGUGGGAGGCAAUGGGACCUUGACUCUUAGGUUGGGUUUGUCUUCCCCUUUCUGGUCGAUACAGUUCUUCAAGGCUACUUUUGUAGCAAUUUGAGAAUCUAAAGGAUCAGCUUCCAGUGGAACCCAAAGAGGAAGGAGCUCCUGGCUGUGGCUAGACUCCCAAUGGAUUCAUCGGAUGUUAAUCCAACCCGGACUCAGGAUUCUCAAAUGUUCGUUGAGGAAAAUUCCCAGGAAACGCCGGCUGCUUCUCAACCUGUCUAUGAUGUGUUAAUACAGAACCUCAGUAACUUGACUCUCAACCCAAGGACAAAAUUUCUAUCCAUAAAAUCAGAAAAUCGACCUCAACCGACUAUCCGGAGGCUUGGUGAAGGCAUCCCACCUCAACCAACUGGCCGGAGACUUGGUGAAGGCAUCAUUCCUAGGAGGAAAGGGGUGAGGACGUUGUUAAGUGUUCGGAGAGAAAGGAUGGAAUGGAUGAUUCGGUAUUUCAAAAACCGCUAUGGCAAAACUCAGACAAAAUCAGGAGAGCAGCGAUUUCGGUGCACCUGUACUUAUUGCCUGUAUAAUAGAGAUCCUGCUGAGGAUAAUUAUGAAAAUAAUUACGACAGUAAUUAGGAUGACGGUGAUGACAGUAAUUCCAAGGCUGAGUAGGUUGAGCCCACAACCUCGUUCUUGUACUAUUUUUUUCUCACUUGUAAUUGUAGAAUGAUCAUGAAGCAACUUAGGAAAGAUUGUGUACCAAUAUUUAGAUAACCUAGUAAGUUCUGUGAUACCUUUUUUCCUGCAUCUCUUUUUCUACCUCCUUAAUACAGGUUACUAUGAGGAAUCUAUGUAGGAUGCAUUUGAAUGACUUGACUGUACUUUAGUCCCACUUUGAUUUGACACAAAGAAGCACUAUUUCGUCUCAGGUUUUGCCUCUUUUGGCAGCCCCAAGUCUAGAAGAUGAAACCCAGUAUCAAGAAUGUGAAGCAAAUUAAUUUGUGUGGAAGGAAUCUAAAGAAAAUGUUGGGUAGUUUGGCUAGAACAUUAUUAGAGCAGCUAUUGCAUUGUUAGAAAAAAUGUUGAUAUACUGUUCUAAUUUUCAGUAGCAAAUAUAUUGUAUAUAGAGGAUGAUCUUAUUAAAACCUGAGAGAUUUGAGUAUCUUUAAAUAAAAUUAUUGUUCUUAUUUUA